Molecule: messenger RNA, 1161 nt
Organism: Sapajus apella (tufted capuchin)
Lineage: Eukaryota; Metazoa; Chordata; Mammalia; Primates; Cebidae
Gene: OFCC1
Product: orofacial cleft 1 candidate 1
Exons: 8
Cellular component (GO): perinuclear region of cytoplasm
Source: RefSeq, a predicted model, not a curated record
AUGGAGAGAGAGAAGUUUCAGCAGAAGGCUCUGAAGCAAACUAAGCAGAAGAAAUCCAAGUCGGCUGAAUUUCUGAUGGUUAAAGAAGAUAGAGAAGCUACAGGAGGCAUUGGAAAUCCAGCUUUUAACAUAAGCAGUCCAGAUCUCUCAGCCUGUCAGACUGCAGAAAAGAAAGUUAUUAGACAUGACAUGCCAGAUCGCACCCUUGCAGCUCACCAACAAAAAUUCAGGCUGCUAGCCUCUGCAGAACCAAAAGGAAAUGAAUAUGGCAGAAAUUACUUUGACCCACUGAUGGAUGAGGAAAUAAACCCAAGGCAGUGUGCGAUGGAGGUCAGCAGAGAAGUUUGUCUAAUGGCUAAAGGAGAGAAAGCAGAAUCAGGAGUGGAUAAUACAGCUGGCCUUUCAAAAAAAGAAGCAGAGAAGAACUCCUAUGCAUCAGUGGAUGAGGAAGAAGAUAAAUCCUCAGUACAUUCUUCUCAGGGGAGCAUUCGUAAUAAAAUCGGUCCCUGUUCUAUGGACUGUGAUCCCAAUCUCUUAAAAGAAGAUGAUGAUCUACACUGUCAGGGAGAUAGCCUGACUGAUCAUUCUGUGAAAGAAAAAUCAACUAUUUGGAGAACUGGAGAAGCAGAAGAUUAUUCACAGGACACGUCUUACUUGGAGGAACUGGAGGAACACUGAUCUUCUGUUUGCUGUUCUUCAGUUGCUGAUAGUAGACCUGGAGACUUCUUCAAGCAUCUCCAUUUUGUGCUGGUGUCAGUGUCUUCAGAGCUUCAGUUAUCUCAAUGGCAAAGCCAGGGCUUCUGGUACAUUAUCCUGCUGAUGGUUUCUCUCUGGUUCCUGAGGCUCUACCUGCACUACCUGGGCCAGUGGCUCUUCCUCCAGGCCAUUUCAGCUCCUGUUACAAGGUGAGUGCUUUCCUCUGAAAGUCAAAGGAAUGUAUUUUCAUCUUGAUAGGACACAUGAAAGUAUGAAACACCUCUCCCAUCCAUUUACCAUAAGACCUAAAAUGCAGAGAUGAUUUGAAAAGACAAAAAUGUCUUUAUCUAAGAGCAAGAACUUCUAUUACAGUUAUAGUCUCACCUUAUGGGCCUGUAUAUAUAAGUACAUAACUGGUACAUCAAUAUAUAUUUUAAAUUUAGCAGAUUCAAAUAUGUUCUAAUA